ACACUCUCACGCACACACACACACUCACUCACAUAAAGUUCCUCUCACGCCACUCUAUAGCCAGCAGUAGACAGAGAAGUUAGCGUCCUCAGCAGCAAGGUGUCAAGAUGUCUGACCAGACUUUUGCAGCAAGCAUAAGAAACAGUAUGAUACAAGGCAUGAAUAAAAAGGAUGAGGAGAAGCUUUACAAGAGAAAUGGGAUCUUCUACCCUACCAUCAUGAGUCCACCGGAGAACCUGGAUGCCUUGAAGGACCUGGAGGCCAGAGAGGAUGACGUCAUGCUGGUGGCUUAUCCCAAAUGUGGUUGUAACUGGUUGGUGGGAGUGUUGAGGAAAGUCAUGUCUUCGUGUGCAUACACUCUCCCUGACGGACCUCCGCUGAUCGAGUUCCACACUCCAGAAAGACAGAAGCAUUUAGCCCAGUUGCCUUCAAGGCGGUUGCUUGCGACUCAUUUGCACCCUGAUGACAUCCCUGCUUCAUUCAAGAAAAUAAAGUUGUUGGUGGUUUUUCGAAACCCCAAGGACACCGCCGUCUCUUAUUACCAUUUCACGAACAACAACCCAGUGCUGCCCAAUGCAGAGUCCUGGGACAAGUUUGUCUCUGACUUCAUGUCCGGUGAAGUGGCCUGGGGUUCAUAUUUUGACCACGCCCUGGGCUGGGACAAAUACAUGGACGACCCUAAUGUGCUGAUUAUCACCUAUGAGGAACUAAAGGAGAACCUGGAGGAGGGUGUAAAGAAAAUCACAGACUUCUUCAAUUUCACCCUGACGGACGAACAGAUCAAGCAGAUCGCCGAAGAGAGCACGUUCAGUGCCAUGCGCUCAAACUCCAAAACUAGUCAUGGGAAUUUUGCCAACAUCAUUUUCCGAAAAGGUGAAGUCGGAGACUGGAAGAAUCACUUCAGCGAGGCUCAGAGCAAGCAGAUGGAUGAACAGUUCAAGAAGAAACUAGAAGGAACCAAAAUGGGAGCCAAACUAAAAUACGAUCAGUACUGUCAGUAAACUGAGAGAGUAAACACUGUGAAUUUUUGAAAACAUUUUUUUUAAUAGUUAAAUGAGUUGCAGUGAUUAAGUAUAAAUACUCAUUACCUCACUACUAAUGCUGAUGGAUUUUGUUGUUGUUGUUUUUUUACUUUACAAAAUGUGAAUGUGUUUAUUUCUACUGAUUAAAGACUUCGCCACUAGAUGGUGCAACAA
This is a messenger RNA of Hemibagrus wyckioides, 1196 nucleotides long. It is a transcript of the gene sult6b1, whose product is annotated as sulfotransferase family, cytosolic, 6b, member 1. The coding region runs from base 108 to 1001 and encodes 297 amino acids. Gene Ontology annotation, cellular component: cytoplasm. The transcript has 7 exons. Gene Ontology annotation, molecular function: sulfotransferase activity. Gene Ontology annotation, biological process: sulfation. Lineage: Eukaryota; Metazoa; Chordata; Actinopteri; Siluriformes; Bagridae. The record is from RefSeq and is a predicted model, not a curated record.